Pistacia vera is the source of this 1477-nucleotide messenger RNA. RefSeq names its product non-functional pseudokinase ZED1-like. The record is from RefSeq and is a predicted model, not a curated record. The transcript is spliced from 2 exons. NCBI's taxonomy places the organism in Eukaryota, Viridiplantae, Streptophyta, Magnoliopsida, Sapindales, Anacardiaceae. Gene Ontology annotation, biological process: cell surface receptor signaling pathway; protein phosphorylation. Gene Ontology annotation, molecular function: ATP binding; protein serine/threonine kinase activity. Bases 146 to 1177 code for a protein of 343 amino acids. Gene Ontology annotation, cellular component: plasma membrane.
AAUGAACUGAUGAAUCUAAAUUAAACAAAUUGAUCAGGAUAUAGUUGAGGAAGAAGAUCAGAAGACUCUCUCAAACUCAAGCCUUGCGGGCGUUGUUCUUUAUCUUGCCUGAUACUUUGAAUAUUUCAUCGAUCACGCAGGUUAGAUGAUGAGUUCGUUUUUGAAAGGAAGCAAAAGGCAGCAACAGGAAAGAUUUCUCUUGAAUGGUAAGAUUUUAUUAAAAGAGUUGAUUGCGUCUUCUAAUGGUAAAUAUAAUCCAAUUCAUAGCUUCACUGAUAAAGAGAUCAAGAUAGCAACAAACAACUAUGAUCAACAGAAUAUUAUAACAAAGGAGGUCAUAUAUUCAUUGUACAAAGGUUUUCUACAAGAUCGACCCGUUUCUGUUAUGAAGUUUUCAGCUGAUUUCUAUGAUCAAGCCGCAUUUGGUAUUAAUAGCAUUGUAUUUGCAUCGCAAAUGGGUCACAAAAAUAUUUUGAAGUUGAUUGGAUGUUGUUUAGAGUCUGAAGUUCACAUUCUAGUUUUUGAAUCUGUGGAGUAUGGGACUCUUGCUAAUCAUAUUUAUCGCUCAUGUGAACCAUACUUUGAGCCUUUGUUAUUGACACAUAGGUUAAAGAUUGCUAUGGAGUUAGCUAAUGCAAUUGCAUAUCUCCAUUUCAAGUUCCCUCGACCCAUUGUUUUUAGAAUGGUCUCUCCAGCUACUAUUGUAUUCAAUGAAAAAUAUGUUGCCAAAUUGUGUGAUUUUUCAAACUCCAUAUCCAUGCCAGAAGGUGAAACUCACAUAGAGGAAUCAAAAGAUAGGAUUAUAGGAAUAGGGGGAUUUUUUGCACCUGAGCGUUUUACAACAGCGAGAUUUAAUGAAAAGGUGGAUGUCUAUAGCUUUGGUGUAUUGCUACUUAUUCUUUUGACAGGACAGAGAGUAGACUGUCAUUCUGGUCCUGAAACUGAAGACGAAGAUUUAUCUUUCCUGGAUCUUGUGAAGAAAUACUUUGGAAACAAUAGGCUUGAUGAGAUAGUAGAUCCCAUAAUUGUUGGAGAUGGACAAUGUCUUGAAGAAAAAGAAAAACUCCAAGCUUUUACAGAGCUUGCCCUCAAAUGUGUCUCUGAAUCCGCUGAAGAUAGGCCAACAAUGAUUGAUGUGGCAAAACAACUCAGACAAAUGUAUCGCUCUGGCACGUAAAUUUAUUUAUGAAGGGUUAACUGCACCUUCUAUGGCUAAAACCAUUUCUGGCACGUAAAUAUAUUUAUUGUUUAUGGAUUAUCUGUAGUGCAAUGUGUUGCUGCAAUUUUUGAACUGUAUGAUGCAUUUAAUUUUACAAUUAAAAACUGGAAUAUUUGUACUGUUUCAAGAAAUAAAAUAAAGUAAAAUACUUUCAAAAUAAGGUUUGCUUCACUGUAGAGCUAUUGAGAAUAGAGGACACUGUUUUUGUUUUCAGAUUUUCAUUCUUGAUUAGGGUUUCAACACAAAUGCAAUGUAUAA